ACAUAAUCGGGACUUUCUUCCAAUUUGUGCAUUGCAUUAAAAUACUAGUAAUAUUUUCCUCAAAAAAAAUACUAGUAAUAUAUUAUUCUCUGUCACAUUCACGUUAUCACUAACCUCUCGCCCCAUCUUCUCCAGCAGUUUCCCUCAACUGCUCCACUCCCACCCUUUUUAUAGAUUUGCAUCGUUUUUUCAACUCCUAAUUUUUAAUUUUGGAUUUUCUAAUAAUUUCUUAACGACCCUUUUUCUUGGAUUACAUUAUUACAUUGCAUAUUAUUGUAAUCAGCAACAAUAACAACCCACUGACUGAUAUCUUGGACUACUUAUCACUAGCAUUAACUGCUACUACUAAUUUCAUCAGCAAUGGCAGUUCUGUAGAGAUGGAGAAGGAGAAACAGCUGCAGAGGAGUUUGUCUUCUUCAAUGAAGGCUCCUCCUGCUAAACUGUUCCUAGUGUUUUCUCUCACGCUAGCCAUCUCUUGUUUUCUUGUCCUUCUUUCUGUUUCUUUAAUCUGGGUCGGUAAAUCUUCAUCACCCACUCACUUCCAGCAAACCCAUCAUUUUUUCCUCCAAUUCAACCCAUUAUUUGAUGUUAAUACUUCAACCCGUUCCAGUACUGGUAGUAUUAGUAGUGAAUUGACAAGUUUUAGUUCUGAAAAAGAUGCCAAUUUUAGCAGAGAAGAACCAGAAGCAGCUGAAGAAGAAGAAGAAGAUGAUGAAGAAGUCAGUAAAGUGGUUCAAGAACAGAGCACUAAUGAUAACACUUUGUUUGAAUCCAAGUUUUCGGCCCUUUUAGUGAACAAUUCUGUUUCAGCAACCCAGUUCCAAAACAUAGAAACUUACCCGAAUCUGAGUAAGAAUAAGGGUGAUGAUUCAAUUGGGGUGGAGGAAAAGGGCAAAAAUAAUGGAAUUGGAGGAGGAGGAGGAGGCUGUGAUUUGACAAAAGGAAAAUGGGUGUUUGAUGAGAGGUAUCCACUGUACACAAACAAGACUUGUCCAUAUAUAGAUGAAGGUUUCAAUUGUGUGGGCAAUGGAAGAUUGGAUAAAGACUACAUGAGAUGGAGAUGGCAACCUCAAGAUUGCAACUUUCCCAGUUUUAAUGCGACCAAGAUGCUGGAAUCGAUUAGAGGGAAGAGACUGGUGUUUGUUGGGGAUUCUCUGAACAGGAAUCAAUGGGAAUCCAUGCUGUGUCUAUUGAUGGGAGCCAUUAAAGAUCCCAAGAAAGUGUACGAAACCCGUGGAAGAAGGAUUACCAAAAGCAAAGGAAUUUACAGCUUCAGAUUUGUGGAUUAUAAGUGUACAGUUGAGUUCUACGUGACACAUUUCUUAGUUCGCGAGAGUACGGCAAGAUUGGGAAAGAAAAGGUUGCAGACAUUAAGGAUCGACACCAUUGACAGAGGCUCUUCAAGGUGGAGAGGUGCUGAUAUUCUUGUCUUCAACACCGCCCACUGGUGGAGCCACAGCAAAACGAAAGCCGGGAUCAAUUAUUAUCAGCAAGGCAACCAAAUUCAUCCUCAUCUUGAUGGGAUGGUAGCCUUUAGAAGAGCCUUAACGACAUGGGGAUCUUGGGUGGACAGAUAUGUAAGCCCGCGGAAGACUAGAGUUUUCUUCAGAACUUCUGCACCGUCACAUUUCAGGUUUUAGUCCAAUCCUCUUCUCCUGGAGUUCUCAAUGUUCGAUCUUGGGUUAGUUGCGUAAUGUCUAUUACUACUUACUAAUAAUGGGAAUCUCCGGCUCUGCCGGGGGCUGAAUCUGAUUGUGCAGUGGAGGUGAAUGGGAUUCUGGAGGUCACUGUAGAGAAGCUUUCAAACCAACAAACAUAACUGCGGGAAAUAUCAGCCCAGAAAAGAAUGGUGUUGUUGAAGAAGUCAUCAGGCAAAUGAAAACUCCGGUGACCUUACUGAGGAUCACAGAGAUGUCUGCUUAUAGGAGGGACGGUCAUCCGUCAAUAUAUGGGAGUAAAGCUGUGAAGAGGGGAGUUCAAGACUGCAGCCACUGGUGCUUGCCCGGCGUACCAGAUUCAUGGAAUGAGUUACUGUAUUAUCACAUACUAAACUUCAAAUUUUGAACAGCGAUGAACUGAACUCGCCAGAAAUAAUUUGUAAAUCUUAGAAAUACCUAUAUCUCUAGACACAGAUCUUGUAAGCAAAUUCACAGUAUAGAAGCUGAGCAUUGAAUGUACAGGCCAACACAGAAAUUUCUGAAAUCCUUUUGUCAACAUUGCGAAUGGCUGC
Messenger RNA from Oldenlandia corymbosa var. corymbosa, 2230 nucleotides. NCBI's taxonomy places the organism in Eukaryota, Viridiplantae, Streptophyta, Magnoliopsida, Gentianales, Rubiaceae. The record is from the annotation of a GenBank genome assembly.